CACAGGAAGUCGCCGUCUGCCCUCCUCGGAACUGUUCGGCCAUGUUCGGUUCCGCUCGGCUUAUUUUCAUCUCCGCCUCCAGAUGAGUGGAGCGAGAAGAAGUUCGGAGCCCGCGGAGCUCAGAGCUGCUGCGGAGCCGAACCGAAACCGGAUCUGGACCUGAGCGGGACCGGAAGAUGGAGCGGGACCGGGACCACGGCGGAGCCGGGACACAGAGAGCGGGACCGAGGCUGUGAGUGGACCAGGACCGCAGCGGGACCGGGACGGUGACAGAACCCAGAGCAGCAGUGAGAGGUUCGGCCGGUGGGACAGCAGCGGUUCCGGGCAGCAGAACCUCUUCAAAGUGGACUUCUGUCGGCCGCAGACAGGAACAUGUACCAGGUCCAGCUGGUGGGCGAGCAGCAGGAGAGCCGGCCUCUGCUGAGUCCCUCCAUCGAUGACUUCCUCUCAGAGAGCCGACCCCCGACCUCCAGCCGACCCCCGACCUCCAACACAGCAGUUCUGUCCACGGCUCUGGACCUGGUGGACCUCAGCGACCCGGCUGAGACCGGGGAGCGCAGGGCGAGGAAGAGUCCACUGAGGAGGAGGCCCGGCUCCAGGAGUCCAAGGCACAGAACCAGAACCGAGGAGACAGAACUGGUCCAGGUUCAGGUGGAGCACCAGCCCGCCAGCCCCAGAACCCCCGAACGGAUCUCCCUGGACUCAGUCAGCCUGUCGUCUCCUCUGGACAACCUGGACCUGGAGGACGGAGGAGGUCUGAGGAGGCGCUGCGAGGACAGAUGCACCUCCCACCACUCGUCCAGUGAACUGCUGUGGUCUGCAGAGUUUAGAACGGAUCCUCUGAUGAAGAACAGCUUCAACGUCCACAGCUUCGAUGACCUGGACUUCUCGUCUGCGGCGCAGGACGGCGGCGUGUCCAGACUCCGGCGUCGGACUCGCUCCCUGCUGGUCAGGAACGAGUCCCUGGAGGACGAGUUUGUCCGAGCCAAGGCUGCAGUGGAGUCGGACACGGAGUUCUGGGACAAGAUGCAGGCGGAGUGGGAAGAACUGGCCCGGAGGAACUGGCUGGAGGAGUCAGAGGACCCGCCGGCGCCGCCCUCCGCCUCACCUGUGGAACAGGGCUACGUGUUCAGCACCAACAACCCGUACAGAGACCAGCCCAACGCCUUCGCCACGGGGCUGGAGAAGGCUCGGGAGGGAGACCUGAAUGCCGCCGUGCUGCUGCUGGAGGCGGCCAUCUUCCAGGACCCCGGCGACGCUGAGGCGUGGCAGAUGCUGGGGACGACGCAGGCGGAGAACGAGAACGAACAGGCCGCCAUCGCGUGUCUGCAGAGGUGUCUGGAGCUCCGCCCCAACAACCUGCAGGCCCUCAUGGCGCUCGCCGUCAGCUUCACCAACAGCAGCCUGCUGCCGGAGGCCUGCGGCGCGCUUCGCCGCUGGAUCGGCCACAACCAUCGAUACCGGCACCUGGUGCAGGACGGCCGCACCCCGCUACGGGGUUCCCCAGCCACGCCGCGCAGGGGCCCCGGCUGCUCCACACCUGCAAGUUCGGACCUGCAGGAAGUGCUGCAGAUCUUCCAGGAAGCGGCGCUGCUGAACGUGGACAGCGUGGAUCCGGACCUGCAGACCGGGCUGGGCGUCCUGUACAACCUGAGCUCAGAGUUCGACAAGGCAGUGGAGGCGUUCAGCGCGGCGCUGUCCGCCAGGCCGCAGGACUACCUGCUGUGGAACCGGCUGGGAGCGACGCUGGCUAACGGGAACCGCAGCGAGGAGGCGGUGGAGGCGUACGGCCGGGCGCUGGAGCUGCAGCCCGGCUUCAUCCGCUCCAGGUACAACCUGGGAAUCAGCUGCAUCAACCUGGGAGCGCACAGGGAGGCCGUCAGUAACUUCCUCACAGCCCUGAACCAGCAGAGGCGGAGCCAGCGCUGCAGCCAGCAGCAGAUGUCGGCCAACAUCUGGGCCGCCCUGCGCAUCGCCGUCUCCAUGAUGGACCGGCCCGAGCUGGUCCGGGCCGCCGCCGUGGGCGACCUGGACCAGCUGAUGAGGGCCCUGGAGGUGGGCGACCCGGACCAGCUCAGACCGUAAAGCAGAACCCUUUAACCCGGCGCUGCUCCUGCUGCUCCGCUGAAGAACGUCACCUGACGCUGGACGUCUGUAGCUCCGCCCCUGAAUCCCAGCAGGAAGCUUGAUGCAGAACCCGACCUUGAGUCCUGCUGCUGGAGCCAAAUAUGAGGACAACACCAGAACCACUCAGACACAUUUCUGUUCUCCUGCAUGCGACCCAGACGUUCUGGAGGUCCGGGCCUCGUGUAGAAAGCUUCGCUUCGCACAAAAACCUGCAGCGCUACGAUUCAACUUAGCAUGAAUAGAAAUGGAGGUUGCAUGAAAACGAGCCGACAAUAAAAACCCAUAAAGUUCUAAACUGACCCAAAUCCGUUCAGUUUAACUGAGGAACGUCCCCGCUGAGCUUUAUCCAGGACUUUGAGCUUUUCUGGGUAGAACCCGUCCAACCAGAACCACACGGAUCCUCAGCACGAUGGAAACCAGCUGGAUCAGAUGGAAAUCUUCUUUUCUGUCACAUCUGGAUGGAAACGAGCCUCAGGCUGGGAGCUGAGGAGCAUUAAUGCCUGUAGAUCACCUGAGGGACAGAAACCGGGUCGGAUCAGAACCCAGAACCAGGCAGGUGUGAUGGUUCCUGAGGGGGGGGAACCAUCUAGCUGUGGAUGGAUGGCAGCGUUGGUGCUGGAGGGAGCGGGUUCUGAGAGGUUCUGCUGGUUCCUGAUGAUGAGGAGCUGGUCAGCUGGUUCUGAUCACCCUGAUGGCUCCAGGUGAGCCCUGGUGAUGGGGCGGGGCCAGGGCCACAGGUGAGCCCUGGUGAUGGGGCGGGGCCAGGGCCACAGGUGAGCGGCUGCCAGCAGGUGAGGAUGUCCGUCUCCUGCAUGAGGCCCGGACCUUCAUCAGCAGUUCUCCACACGUUCUGCAGGUUCUCUUCUCUGUUCUCUAAAUAUAUCUGCAUGUCAUCUGCAAAGCCUGUGAGGCGCUGUAGAGCGCAGCGGUACCAGAACCACACCUGGUCCGUUUACCUGAUACCUGCAUGUGGAACAUACGUAAUCUGGAAGAAGCUGAUCUGAAAGGAACCAACAAAGAACUGCAGCCGGGUCCAAACGUGUCCAGCAGCACCGACAUGGUUCUCCAUGGAGCGCCCGGACUGGAGAACUCUGCAGAGCAUCAGAGGUUCCUCAGCAGACAUGAACUUCCACCCACAGAGAGCUGCUGGUUCCGGACACAGUCCACCAGAACACGGCCAGAACCUGCAGCAUCUGGUGGUGUCGGCAGGUGGCUUUGGUCACAUGACAGGAAGAGGCGGAGCUUCCUGUGAGACCGACAAACCUUCAGUCUGAACGUUCUGCUGAGGUUCUGCUGAGGUUCUGCUGAGGUUCUACAACUCAGCAUGUUUAGGUUUGAAGUGAAUUAACGAUAUUUACCUGAUAUCUAUGCUACGUACAUCUAUACCUGUUCAUGAAGAUAGAGCCGGGUCACAUAGACUCAGAACUUCCUGACAUCAGCCGCUGGGUCCAACUGGGCCGGUUCUGUUAGUUCUCCUGGGAACGCAGAUGUUCUGGUUGCUGCAGGUCCAGUGAGGCUUCUGUCAUCAGUUACUGGAGAGACACCCGGAUGGUUCUCCAGAACCAGAACCGGCCCAGUUGUGCCAGAAAUAAGGUCUGGUUCUGGAGGGAGAAAGUCUGGGUUUUUUGACCAGGCGGUUCUGAUGAUUGUUCCACACGCUGCAGCCUCUGGAAGAACCGGGUCUGAUGUUUCUAGACCCGGUAGAACCGCAAUGUUUCCUGUUUUCAGAUGAGCUCCAUGUCCGUUAGAACCGGACCCUGAGCCCACUGCAGCGUCUGCUCGGCUGCCUACAGAACCAGGACCAGAACCAGAGUGACAGUUUGGGUCUGGUUCUGUGUUCUGCUUUCUGCUUGUGAUUCAGAGAUCCAGCUGACCCUCCAAUCAGAACCAAUCCAUAAGUCAAACAUUUGGAACAUAAAAUGUUCUGAAGAACCCACUCAGCUUUGGACCCGCACAGAAGAACCUGGACAUGAAGAACCAGGGAUCCAGCGGGUCCAGAUGUCCCUGGUCACUGGUUUAGCACCCAGACCCAACACAGGACCUGCUGGUUCUGCUCCUAAUUCAUCUGCAUCGGUACCGGACGCGGUCCAAAUCCGGCCUCCAGAAGAGCAGAACCGGGAUGAAGGAGAACCUCGCCUAACUCCGCCUCUGAUUGGUGGAUCGGUGGUCCGGCCCACAGAGCCAGGACAAUCCAUCUGGUACUCUGGUCGGGACGAAGAGAACCCAGCCUGACCCGGUACGUCCCCCUGAGACCGGACCGGACCUGGACAGCAGCCAAUCGGAUCAGAACACCCUAAACCCAAUAAGGAACAUGGAGACUUCUCAGGCAGAAGCAUCACAUUCCUCCUUGUCUCCGUCCCUCAGAACCUUAGAACCCAUGUCAUUACAGGCUCGGUACCGGCCCGGAUCAGCUGGUCCCCUUCAACUGAACUUUAAUGACGUGCUUACAGAACCGUCUGGGUGCAGAACCGGGUUUAUUUCUCACCUUCAAACCUUUUAUUUCACGUUUGGUUCUGUUUCAUUUUAUCUGGUUAUUUGUUUAUUAAUAUCUGUUUAGCAGAAAGUUCUGGUUUCAGACUGGACCUGCUGACCCUCCUAAUAAAGGAAACAGGUGGGGGAGGGGCCUGUCUCCUUGUGGUUCCACUUGAUCGGCCUCGGAUCCAACUGGUUCUGCAGGAACCCGACUGAAACGGCCUGACCCGCAGGUUUGUUCUGAAGCAAGUUCUGCCGGUUCUGGCCGGGUCCCUCUGUGUCCGGCGUGUUUAGAAGACAUGGAGUAUUAUACUGUGAAAGGUUCUGGUUCUGUUGCUGCAUGCAGAACCUUUCCUGGUUUAAUUGUGACCCACUACAAGCAUUAACAGAACCGAAAGCUGGGCCGGGCUGGAUGUUCUGGUGAGGCCCGUUUGCCAGGUUAAAGGAACCGUGUCGGAACCGUUUCAUUAAUUUCUGUAUGUUCUGACCUUAAAUGCUUUCAUCCACUGUUAGAACCAUAAUUACCAGAAAUAAAGGUUUAAACCUC
Fundulus heteroclitus (mummichog) is the source of this 5146-nucleotide messenger RNA. It is a transcript of the gene pex5lb, whose product is annotated as peroxisomal biogenesis factor 5-like b. The coding region runs from base 373 to 2085 and encodes 570 amino acids. The record is from RefSeq and is a predicted model, not a curated record. Gene Ontology annotation, cellular component: cytosol; peroxisomal membrane. The transcript is spliced from 12 exons. Lineage: Eukaryota; Metazoa; Chordata; Actinopteri; Cyprinodontiformes; Fundulidae. Gene Ontology annotation, biological process: protein import into peroxisome matrix, docking. Gene Ontology annotation, molecular function: protein binding.